AUUUAUAAAGCCCGGGCAGCCCGGUUGUCUGUUUGACGCUCUGUGCGAGAGAAGCCACGUCUCGAUUGGCCGUAAAUUAAACUCACCCAAUUCGUUCACCGGAAACGUCGAGCAUUCAGUCGUGCCCUCCCACCCCUGCCUUUCCAUCCCACAUGAUGUCACAGAUCGUGAGUCUAUAAAUGCUGACAGGGCACUCCGGGGGAACCAGAUCAACAGCUUUGUGAAGAGUAACGCUCCAGCCGGGAAAUGCAAAGCCCUCCAAAGCCUCAGUUUGCCAGCUGGCUCAUAGAGCAAGUGGAGACGGGCCAGUACACGGGCCUGUGCUUUGUGGGCCAAAACAAGUUCAGAGUUCCCUGGAAGCACAACUCCAGAAAGGACUGCAAGGAUGAGGACAGUAAAAUAUUCCGGGCAUGGGCGGUAGCAAGUGGCAAAAUCAACGAGUUCCCCACCGACAAGGCAAGGUGGAAAACCAACUUCCGCUGCGCUCUUAACAACCUCUCCGUGCGCUUCAAGAUGAUCAAGGAUAACUCCAAGAAUUCUGAAGACCCUCACAAAAUCUAUGAGAUUAUCAACACUGAGCACAAUUAUGAAAAUCAGCCCACACAAGACUCCCAGGAGGAUUCUUUCAUGACUCCAAAUAUCUACAGCUCUCCCACAGAGUACUUCCCCUCAGGAAAUGAGCACAAUCUGGUUAACAAUUUAAUGGCCUUGGAACUUGACAACCAUCCCACAGAGGACCAACAGUGGGUAGAGAACUACUGCCAGCCCAAUCCAGCUGUCCUUGGAAGUUAUCCUGUUGCAGCUGAAAACCACCUACAGGUUUUGCCAGCUCAGCAGCCUUACCACGAGGUGCAUCCUACGCCAGUCCUCCCUUUACCUCUGCAGCCAACUAUUUAUGACCUGGAGAUCUCCAUCCACUACAGGAAAACAGAAAUGUUAAAGACCACGUUGUCCGCUACCCGUCUCCAGCUCCACUACCAACACGUGGACCCCGGGCUCAAUGCCCAUCAGCUCUGCUUCCCCUCCACCGAUGGUCUUAUAGACCACAAACAGAUUGAUUACACCAACCGCAUCCUCAACAGCAUCCAGAGAGGUCUCCUCCUGGAGGUUCGGGAGACCGGUAUAUACGCCUGGAGGCAGGACAGGUGCCACGUGUUUGCCAGCACCAGCGACCCCAGCGUGGCUCACCCAGACCCAAGAAAGCUGCCCCAGAACACCACGGUGGAGCUCCUCAGUUUUGAGAAGUAUGUAAAUGAACUGAAAAAGUUUAAAGAGAACAAUGGUGGCUCUCCCGACUACACCAUCAAUAUGUGUUUUGGAGAGAAGUUUCCAGAUGGAAAACCACUGGAAAAGAAACUCAUCAUGGUCAAGGUGGUCCCUCUGAUCUGUCGACACUUUCAUGAGAUAGCCCAGAUGGAGGGGGCUUCGUCUCUUCACAGCGCCAAUGUCAGCCUUCAGAUGUCACACAACAGUCUCUAUGAUCUCAUUAACUCUGUCUUUGGUCUGCCAAUGGCUGAAGAGCCAGGGCGGGCUGCUGAGCCUAUCCUACAUCACAUCUGAAAUUUCAUCUCUCGCGUGCCUCUAAUGGGGACUACUUCAGUUAUCUAUGGGACCACAUAACGCUCCAUAACAUUCUGCUCUUACCCAAAGCUUUACGCAAAUGUAGCCAGUCUGCUAACCUGGAAUGAACAGAGUAAUAUUUAGUAUUUCAAAAUAUGCUAUUAUCGACCGUCUCUAACUCCACCUUCCUGGUUUGCAUUAACUCUUGUUCACGAGUCAUAAACUGUGAUGGCAAAACACUUUUAUCACUACAAAUUGACUUUUUUUAUUGUCAGCCUCAUUAUCAUUUGUUACUGAGACUGUUAAGUUACCCAACUUCCUUUAGAAUAUACUUUUAUGAUUUCUGUAAAUAUCAAAAUAACUUAAUGAACUAUAUGCUUAAACUGAUAUGUUUUUUUAAAAAAAUGAUGACUAAUAUGAUGGUAAAUCCAUUUUAAAAUGUACAGUUUUUCAUAUAUUUAUGAGCUUGUAAGUUUUUUAUGUGUCAUACUGCCACAGACUGUAAUAUGUAUACCUACCUAUCUACCUAUCUGAACUAUGUUUUGCACUUAAAAAUUUGUUCAACAUUUUUAUAUUCUGCUGGUGAUGUCACACUGAAUAAACCUAACUGGAAUCACAUAGAUUUCAAAUAAACUGUUAAAGCAGAAA
This is a messenger RNA of Lates calcarifer (barramundi perch), 2208 nucleotides long. RefSeq names its product interferon regulatory factor 7 (gene irf7). Gene Ontology annotation, molecular function: protein binding; DNA-binding transcription factor activity, RNA polymerase II-specific; RNA polymerase II cis-regulatory region sequence-specific DNA binding. The record is from RefSeq and is a predicted model, not a curated record. Gene Ontology annotation, biological process: immune system process; regulation of transcription by RNA polymerase II. The transcript has 10 exons. Gene Ontology annotation, cellular component: nucleus. Lineage: Eukaryota; Metazoa; Chordata; Actinopteri; Centropomidae. Bases 247 to 1560 code for a protein of 437 amino acids.